Messenger RNA from Pseudocercospora fijiensis CIRAD86, 1033 nucleotides. RefSeq lists its product as uncharacterized. The record is from RefSeq and is a predicted model, not a curated record. Gene Ontology annotation, molecular function: oxidoreductase activity. The transcript has a single exon. Bases 81 to 956 code for a protein of 291 amino acids. Lineage: Eukaryota; Fungi; Ascomycota; Dothideomycetes; Mycosphaerellales; Mycosphaerellaceae.
CGCAAAUCUUCACAGACUCGCUGAUAUUGAAGCCAUUGAAUACACCUCGGUAUAAGCACACAACUCGCUACCAAACCACUAUGUCUACAGAAACCGCCACCCAAAGCCAACAAAAAUUUGGCCUUUCGAACGAUAUCGAACCACCUCGCGGCGAAACCAAAGCAACCCUCACAUUCUUCGCCCCUCCCGCAGACGGAGCACAACCCUACAAUUAUGCCGGCGCAUACCAGAAAAACCCUCCCUCGGGCAUGCCACAAAGAAACUACGGCCAAGAUGCACAAGAAGUCACAAUCCGCGACAUCCGCGGUCGAGAAUCAGAAUUCGACAUGAAUGAGAGUGGCUUCGGCGUGGUACAAAACAUCUCCAGCGUGAUGAGAAACGCAGAUUUCAAUUCCGACGAGAAGAUCGAGAAAGCAUAUUACCCUGAAAUUGAGAAAUUGAUUUUGGAAAACGUUCCCGGAGCUGAGAGGGUGUUUAUUUUCGAUCACACGGUCCGAAGAUCUGAUCCCAACGCCCAUCGAGCACCUGUGCGCCAGGCACACAUCGACCAAACGACCAAAUCUGCCAAUGCAAGAGUUGACCACCAUAUGGGAUCGGAAGCCGAAGCAUUGAAGAAUGGUCGUGUGCGACUCAUCAAUGUCUGGCGUCCAUUGAACGGUCCCGUUCUGGCUUCCCCUCUGGCCUACGCGGAUUCGAGAUCUGUUCCUGAUGAAGACAUCGUGCCGAUUGAGCAUAGAUAUCCGGAUCGAAAGGGUGAGAUUGCUGGGGUGAAGUAUACGAGGAAAGGGGAGUGGUAUUUUUGGAGUGGGAUGAGGAAUGACGAGAGGAUUCUUUUGCAAUGUUAUGAUUCGAAGGAUGGGGCGAGGACGCCGCAUUCGGCUUUUACGCAUCCCGAUACGAAGCCGGAGUGGCCUGGGAGGGAGAGUAUUGAGGUUAGGACUUUGGUUUUUGGUUGAGGAUGUACAGUAGUAGCUUGAAGAGGAUACAUGGUAUUUUUACGAUACGAUGGAAUGUGGAAUAUGAUUUAUGAGAG